UGUGAUAAAUGUAUUUUAAAUGAUUGUCGUUAAUUUAUAAGGUCAUGCAAAUCCCACUUUAUAUUAUAAGAUACACGUCUACACCUCUCCAUGUGAAAUACAUGACUAAAUUACGGUGUAAGCAAGCAAUAUAUACUAGCUUUUAAUUAGUCAAAGCUAUUAUAUAUAGCUAAAAUAAUUCGCCUUCAUCAUCAAAUCAUGAAACCUGAAUUUACUGUUAUGAUAAUGACUAGGUAACGAUUAAAGUUAAUAAAAUAAACAUAAUAUAACUAUCAAGAUGAAAUAGGCGGCAUACAGUUUCAGAAUAAAUAACUAUUUAAUACACCACAUGAUCCCUAAAAAUGGCAUAAGUUGACAACGACCCUCGGUUUUCUAAGCUAUAAAUUCAUCAAGGUGGAGAAAUGAGGGAUUCUCAAGAAACUAUCAAACCAAGAAACUAAAAUACACACACAAGAAAAGAAAAAGUAAACUCUUCCUUUGAUGAUGAUUAUCACAAGAAGCAGAAAGUGGGUAACACUAUAUCAAUGUAUAUUUUUAUUAAGCAUGAUCAUUGCAUUACUAGACGUAGUCAUGAGUAGUAGUGAAGAUGCUAAGGAGCAAAAGAUGAGGGACAGGAUCCUCUCUUUGCCAGGGCAACCUCCUAACCUCAACUUCUCUCAAUUCUCUGGCUACGUUACUGUUAAUUCAGCGGCCGGACGCGCUCUAUUUUACUGGCUAACCGAAGCCCCUAAGCCCAGUGACACUAAGCCCCUGGUCCUAUGGCUCAAUGGUGGUCCUGGAUGCUCAUCCAUUGCCUAUGGUGCAUCCGAGGAGGUUGGUCCAUUUCGGGUUAAUCCAGACGGAAAGACUCUUCGUCUAAAUCCCUAUGCUUGGAACCUAGAGGCAAACCUGUUGUUUUUGGAUUCACCGGCGGGAGUUGGUUUCUCUUACACAAACACUUCUUCAGACGAACUAACCGUGGGAGACAAGAGGACAGGGGAAGAUGCAUAUAGAUUCUUGGUGAGAUGGAUGGAGAGGUUUCCUGAGUAUAAAGAAAGACCUUUUUACAUCGCCGGCGAGAGCUAUGCCGGACAUUAUAUUCCGCAGCUAGCUCAAUUGAUUGUCAACCGUAACAAGGGUACCAAAACUCCCAUAAUCAAUCUAAAAGGGAUCCUGAUGGGGAAUCCUCUGGUGGAUGAUUACAAUGACAACAAAGGGAUGCGUGAGUACUGGUGGAAUCACGGGCUCAUAUCGGACGAAACCUACUUUGAACUGACCAAAUGGUGCCUCAACGACACCAUCCUCUUUCCCAAACCAAACUGCGACAAUGCCCUGAACCAAGCCUUCUCUGAGUUUGGUGACAUUGAUCCUUACAACAUCGAUCGCCCUGCAUGCACCAAAGGUUCAUCAUCAAAUGAGUGGAGGCAAGCAUGGCGAUACAGAGGGAACGAUGAGUGCGUUACGGGAUACACACGCAAGUAUAUGAACGAUCCAAAUGUGCACAAAGCCUUACAUGCCCGCCUUAACGGCACUUCUUGGACCUCUUGUAGUCGUGUGAUAAGAAAGAACUGGAAAGACUCACCCAAGUCCAUGCUUCCCAUCCUAAAAGAACUUCUUCAAGCUCAUCUUCGCAUUUGGAUAUUCAGUGGGGACUCGGACGGAGUGCUGCCACUAAGUGGGACGAGGCAUUCGAUAAAUGCGAUGAAAUUGAAGACUAGCAAAAGGUGGUAUCCAUGGUACCAUUCACAUGGCCUAGUGGGAGGGUGGAGCCAGGUUUACGAGGGUGGCUUGCUAACGUACGCAACGGUUAGAGCUGCGGGUCAUGAGGUGCCAUUGUCACAGCCUCGUCUAGCCUUUUUCCUCUUCUCACAUUUCCUGGCCAACCACUCACUUCCCUCCUCCUCUUCUUGAUUACUUCUUCCUCCUCUCACUUAUCUCUUUCUUCACCUUUUUCAAGUUUUUUUUUCCUUCCACUUUAGUGAAUUGUUUUUUCUUUGUUUCUAUUCAUAUAAUAGUUGCACCUAGAGAGAUAUAUAAUUGGGCCUCAUGGCUGUUCUUGGACCUUGUGUUUGGAGUUCCCACGUUAGCCCAUCUUUCAUGCAUAUGUAAGAUGGUAUAUGUGAACGAUUCUAUUUGUGUGCA
Messenger RNA from Brassica rapa (field mustard), 2121 nucleotides. Its product is annotated as serine carboxypeptidase-like 28. Lineage: Eukaryota; Viridiplantae; Streptophyta; Magnoliopsida; Brassicales; Brassicaceae. The record is from RefSeq and is a predicted model, not a curated record. Gene Ontology annotation, cellular component: vacuole. Gene Ontology annotation, molecular function: serine-type carboxypeptidase activity. Gene Ontology annotation, biological process: proteolysis.